CGAGAUCCAUAUCAACACGCAGAGCGGAAGUCAAUGGGAUGGCAUGUUACACCCUUCUCCUUCAAUACUCCAAUCCACAAGCACUGCUUUGGCAGGCUCGUGAAGAUUUGCUUCAAACACUUUGGUGAUCCCGAGAGUGGAUGUUUCUACAAUGGCCAGAAGCACCGGGAGGCACCAGAGUCUCUGGACAACGGAAUCCAUCACUGGAACGAUCGUGGCGGCAUCGUCGGUCGUGGUGUUCUGCUCGAUUAUGUGCGGUACGCGGACAUGAAAGGCAUCAAAUACGACGUCAUGACCAGACAUCAGAUCUCUGUGGACGCUCUGGAAGACAUGGCUCGGGAGCAGAACGUCGAGCUGAAGCCAGGAGACAUAUUCAUAGUUCGUAGCGGAUUCACAAAAUGGUACGAGAGCGCUUCGCAAGAGGACCGGGUGGCGAAGAUUCAAAACGCAGAUGGCUCGAAGUUAGCCUGGACCGGUGUCGAAGGCAGCAUGCGGACAGUCGAGUGGCUGUGGAACCAUCAUUUUGCGGCAGUGGCUGGUGAUUGCAUUUCUUUCGAGCAAUGGCCAUUCAAUCCAGAGUGCAUCCUACACAAGUAUCAACUAGCUUUUUGGGGCUCCCCAAUUGGCGAAAUAUGGGAUCUGGAGAAACUGGCCAAGACAUGUGAGGAGUUAAAGCGCUGGAGCUUCUUCUUCACAUCGGCACCACUCAACGUGGUCGGAGGAGUGGCAUCGCCCCCCAAUGCCAUAGCCAUCUUCUAGGCACGUUGCGAAGAGGACGGCAGCCUAUGAAUCGGAGCUUAAGCGUAGCUUGUAUA
This is a messenger RNA of Baudoinia panamericana UAMH 10762, 815 nucleotides long. RefSeq lists its product as uncharacterized. NCBI's taxonomy places the organism in Eukaryota, Fungi, Ascomycota, Dothideomycetes, Mycosphaerellales, Teratosphaeriaceae. Bases 34 to 759 code for a protein of 241 amino acids. The record is from RefSeq and is a predicted model, not a curated record. Gene Ontology annotation, molecular function: arylformamidase activity. The transcript is spliced from 4 exons.